AUGGCAACUCAUGAAUUUGGUAUGGCACAUGUUAGAUCCUCCUCUGUUUCACUUUUAGCAGAGGCCACAUCUGGAGCAGGCUCCUCAGGAAACACAUUAGAAGACAAAUUGGCGAAGAUCGAAAUAUACAAAAAUCUAACGGAAUAUGAAGAUGUUUUGGCGAAGCUGAUAGAAUCUGUGGAUAAAUUUCAUCCUAAUUUAAAAUAUGUACAGGAAUUAAUACAGGCGGACUCUGAUACCUUCUCUAGUCUCGGUACUUUUGCCAAAUAUGACGAUAUUGAUUCCAGACUUAGUACAUUAGAGGCUAAGCGUAUAGCUAUUGAUCAGCAAACUAGAGAUAUACUGGAAACAUUGAAUGAAUGUCAUGAUAAUCUAAACAGCUUACCAAGUUUGGAUCAAGUAGAGUUUGAGAGAGACACUAUAUUAGCACAGAGAGAGAAGGUUAGCUCGACAACGUUAUUGGAUUAUGCUACAAAACUUUCGAAAUUUACAAAGAUACCGCCUACAUUUGAUAAAGGAUCUAUUGGUCCAAAUAAUUUUGUGUGGCCAGGUGACGAUGCUUUGAGAAGAGGGAUGUUGGCUCUUGCCUCGUUGAACAGUGAUAAAUUGACUGCUAUUCAAGGUCAAACGACUGAAAAGGAAUUGGUUGCUACCAUUUCAACCACAGAGGAUAAUAAUAAAGAAAAUAGUGAUGAAUCAAUGCCUGGUAAACAGGAAUUAGAAGCUGGUGAUAAAUCUGAUGAAAGAAGGGAAUCAUUUGUAUUUGGUGGUAAUAAUGAAACUCAUACCGAAGAAAAGAAAGAGAAUAGUGACAAUGAAGAUAUCGAUCUAGAUCUGGAUCUUUUUAACCCAGAUGAAUUCUAA
Molecule: messenger RNA, 864 nt
Organism: Maudiozyma saulgeensis
Lineage: Eukaryota; Fungi; Ascomycota; Saccharomycetes; Saccharomycetales; Saccharomycetaceae
Source: the annotation of a GenBank genome assembly